Messenger RNA from Dracunculus medinensis (Guinea worm), 282 nucleotides. The record is from the annotation of a GenBank genome assembly. Lineage: Eukaryota; Metazoa; Nematoda; Chromadorea; Rhabditida; Dracunculidae.
GUUAUUAUUAUAAUUUUAACUGAUUUUUUUGGGUGGAUUGAUUAUAUUUUGAUCGAACAAUUCGCUAAUAUUUUCCAUGGUAAUUCAUAUGAACAACAAUAUCACGUUGCUACUAUGAAUAAUGCACCGUUAUUGUCAAAUAAUAUUCCCUCAAGGAGUAAUAACACUGUUGAACAAUUCACUGCUGAUGCUUGUACCGUUUGUGGUGAUAAGUCAACAGGUAUUCAUUAUGGGGCAAUAAGCUGUGAAGGAUGCAAGGUUAUUUUUCCUUUAUUUAUUUAA